UUAAUGCAGAGAAUGUCGUGUUGGAGAGGGAUGAAGAACAAAAAGAGAAAACGUAGGUGUUGGAUGCGAAUGAAUUAUGGGUGUAAACAAGGUUGAGGCGUUUUUCUCAACCACCCUCAUCCUAUGGCUCUGCUCCCUUUCCUUCCACAUACUCUUCAACCACCGCACCCACCUUCUCUAUGUCCUCGCCGGUUCCUUCUUCUACCAAACCGCUAACUCCCUCAUCCGAUUCUUCUUCUCCAAACCCACUGACCCUCUCUUCGUUAACACCGCCGUCUCUCUUCUCCACUCCGCCGUCACCUCCACUUCAGUGAUCUUCAUCUUAUCCAAACAGUGGUUAAGUAAUGGGUCGAGUGGAAUGUUUGAUCACUCACAGUUGGUUGAAGGCACUUGGCCAUGGGCAUUUGAGGCAUUGAGUUUUUCCUGUGGUUACUUUGCAUAUGAUCAGUGGGAUAUGCUUCGUUUCCGCUUAUAUAAUGGUUGGAUCCCUUCUAUCCUUGUUCAUCAUCUGGUUCUACUUAUUUGCUUCACUCUUGCUUUGUAUCGAAAUGUCACCAUCAACUACCUCAUUCUCACUCUCAUCUGCGAGCUGCAUUCCAUCUUUCUGCAUGUGAGAAAAGUGAGACGAAUGGCUGGUGUUCGCGAUGCAAAGAGCAGCAUUGUUAAGUUAGAAUGGUUUCUUAAUUGGGUCACCUUCCUUGUGGCAAGAUUUGCAUCUCACAUUCUCAUCACAGUCAAACUCAUCAGGGAUGCUCACAAAUUUGAAAAGGGUGUGGAGCUACCUAUGGCUCUGUUUGGCAUGGCUGGGAUGAAUCUGCUUAACAUUGGUCUUGGCAUUGAUCUCCUUAAAGCUUUCAAGAGAGAAAAGAAGUCCCAGCAGGCUAAUCAUCGUCAACAUCAUGAAUGAUACAAGACGAAAGCUUAAUGCUGUGUACACCUUACCUUUUCUGUGUCAGCACAAAGUUGCCAGUCCCAUCAUUGGCGUAUAGCAUUAUUCUUGACUCGUCCAUUAUAUAAACAGCUUAGUUAAGCAUUUAUCCCGGAAGUACAUAUUCAGAACCUUGAGAAAAUUUCUUAAAUAAGCUCAAAGUAGUUUAUAGGUUGAUUAUACUUAAAUCAUAAAUUGAUCUGAACAACUUAUAAAAAUAUGCUCAAAAUAGAUUAUAGUUAAAUUGAUCUGAACAAUUGUUGUAUAAA
This is a messenger RNA of Lotus japonicus, 1197 nucleotides long. RefSeq lists its product as uncharacterized. The transcript has 3 exons. NCBI's taxonomy places the organism in Eukaryota, Viridiplantae, Streptophyta, Magnoliopsida, Fabales, Fabaceae. Bases 77 to 907 code for a protein of 276 amino acids. Gene Ontology annotation, biological process: phospholipid homeostasis; plasma membrane organization; membrane assembly. Gene Ontology annotation, cellular component: plasma membrane. The record is from RefSeq and is a predicted model, not a curated record.